This is a messenger RNA of Cavia porcellus (domestic guinea pig), 2876 nucleotides long. Its product is annotated as solute carrier family 5 member 4. Lineage: Eukaryota; Metazoa; Chordata; Mammalia; Rodentia; Caviidae. Gene Ontology annotation, cellular component: plasma membrane. The transcript has 15 exons. Gene Ontology annotation, molecular function: D-glucose:sodium symporter activity. Gene Ontology annotation, biological process: transmembrane transport; sodium ion transport. The coding region runs from base 1 to 1983 and encodes 660 amino acids. The record is from RefSeq and is a predicted model, not a curated record.
AUGGCCAGCACAGUAAACCCCAGCACCACGGCUAGGACCCCAGAGCUGCCUGCACUGUCAGAGCGCAUCAAAAAUCCUGCUGACAUCUCUGUCAUUGUCAUCUAUUUUUUGGUGGUGAUGGCUGUUGGGCUGUGGGCAAUGCUGAAGACCAACCGGGGCACCAUUGGCGGUUUCUUCCUGGCUGGUCGACAAAUGGCCUGGUGGCCAAUGGGGGCCUCCCUCUUUGCCAGCAAUAUCGGCAGUGGUCACUUUGUGGGGUUGGCUGGAACAGGUGCAGCUUCAGGGAUAGCUGUGUCAGCAUUUGAAUCUCAUUCCCUGCCACUAUUGCUGGUUCUAGGUUGGUUCUUUGUCCCCAUUUACAUCAAAGCGGGGGUGAUGACCAUGCCAGAAUACCUCAAGAAGAGAUUUGGUGGGAAUCGACUGCAGGUCUACCUCUCCGUCCUCAGCCUCUUCAUGUGUGUGGCUUUGAAAAUUUCUGCAGACAUAUUUGCUGGGGCCAUAUUUAUAAAGAUAGCUUUGGGACUGGACCUUUACCUGGCAAUCAUCAUCCUCCUGGCUAUCACUGCUGUUUAUACCAUCACUGGAGGCUUGGCCUCAGUGAUUUACACAGACACUCUCCAAGCUGGCAUCAUGGUGGUUGGAUCUUUUAUUCUCAUGGGGUUUGCUUUUGUUGAAGUUGGAGGCUAUGAGAACUUUAUAGAGAAGUAUAUGAAUGCCAUCCCAUCUGUAACUGAGGGAGACAAUCUGACAAUCAGCUCCAGGUGCUACACUCCUCAAGCAGACUCCUUCCACCUCUUUCGAGAUGCUGUCACCGGAGAUAUCCCAUGGCCAGGAAUGGUAUUUGGAAUGCCCAUUACAGCUAUGUGGUACUGGUGCACAGAUCAGGUUAUUGUACAGCGCUGCUUAUCUGGCAAGAACGUGUCUCAUAUGAAGGCAGCCUGCAUUAUGUGUGGAUAUUUAAAGUUCCUGCCUUUGUUCUUCAUGGUGAUGCCAGGAAUGAUCAGUCGUAUCCUGUACACAGAUAUGGUGGCCUGUGUUGUACCUUCUGAGUGUUUAAAACACUGUGGUGUUGAUAUUGGCUGCACUAACUAUGCCUACCCAACAAUGGUGCUGGACCUGAUGCCUGCUGGACUUCGAGGCCUGAUGCUGUCAGUCAUGUUGGCCUCCCUCAUGAGCUCCCUGACCUCCAUCUUCAACAGUGCCAGCACCCUCUUCACCAUAGACAUCUACACCAAGGUGCGGAAGCAGGCAUCAGAGAAAGAGCUCCUGAUAGCUGGAAGGUUAUUUGUUGUUGUAUUAAUUAUACUCAGCAUACUAUGGAUCCCCAUAGUAGAGGUAUCUCAAGGUGGACAACUGAUCCAUUACACAGAAGCAAUUUCCAGCUACCUAGGGCCUCCAAUUGCAGCUGUCUUCCUGCUUGCUGUUUUAUGUAAACGAGUCAAUGAACAAGGAGCAUUCUGGGGUCUGAUGGCUGGACUUAUUGUGGGCAUUAUUCGUAUGAUUGCAGAGUUUGCUUAUGGAACAGGAAGUUGCUUCGCACCCACCAACUGUCCCACAAUUAUCUGUGGAGUACACUAUCUGUACUUCUCCACCAUUCUCUUUUUUAUAACUGUGAUAGUUGUCCUGGGAGUUUCCUUCCUAACAAAGCCCAUUCCAGAUGUAAAUCUGUAUCGCUUGUGCUGGGCUCUUCGGAAUAGUAAAGAGGAAAGAAUAGAUUUAGACGCAGAUGAAAAAAGGCCAGAAGAAACUGAAGAUGCUGUUGAAGAAGAUCAUCCUACAAAAUCUCGUGGAUGUCUCAGAAAAACUUAUGACUUAUUCUGUGGUUUAGAAAACACAGGGCCCAAGUUGACCAAAGAAGAGGAAGAAACCCUUAAGAAGAAACUCACAGACACAUCAGAGAAGCCUCUGUGGAAAAUUAUAGUGGACACCAAUGCUAUCAUCAGCCUGGUUGUAGGAGUUUUUUUCUAUGCCUAUUUUGCCUGAGCGCUGAGCCAUUAUGACUCACUGGUUAACAAAAGAAUAAUUUUAUCCAUUUUCAUUUUAUAGUUUAUUGUGUUGUAACAACAAGAAGCCCAAUGUAUGUAGUAGCCACAGAAAUUUGAGGUUUGGAUCCACACCAACAGAGAAGAGUCACAUCAUGAUUGUAUAUUGAUGAAGUAAGGUUAUUAUAAAGCGUACAGCAGACAUGAGCAUAGUCCAAUAAUACAUUGCCAUACAGUGACACAGGGGGCAGCACCAUGGGGAAGGAUCUUGUAUGAAACAGAGCCUCUGGCAGACAAGAGAAAGAACACUAGCACUGUACUGAGUUUGUAAUUUUUUUUUUUUUUUUGUCUUUUUCCUUUUUAUCGGUACCGGGGAUCGAACUCACGGCUGCCUGCUUGCAAGGCAGGCGCUUAUGCCGCUGAGCUAAAUUCCCAGCCCUGAGUUUGUAAUUUCUUAAGAACUGUGUUUGGAUAAAAAUGGUUUGGUGCCAACAGACCCACCUGUCUUUGAGCAGAGUGUCUUGGGUCUGACUGAAACAAAGAAUGCUCUCACAGCGUACUCAAGGCUACCUAAGAUUUCUUUCCCAGGGAGAUAGCCAGAUUCUCUGCAGAAAGGCUGCAGCCAAGGACAUUUCAGCAAACACCUGCAUUUCACUGACUCUCAUCACUUGUAAUCCUUUCCCUGACUUGUUACAAAGGGAGAUUGGCAACUGGAAAUUUUAUAUAAUGAAGUGUUAUUAGAUUUGACUUUUUGGGGGUUUUUUUUGUUUCAAAAGAGAGUUUAUAAUUUGUAAAGCUUGUAAAAUGACUCCUUAUAAGUUUUCAAACUAAGUAAGUCCAAAAUCUUUUUCCCAGUUUUACUGAGGUAUGAAUAAAAAGUAGAAAUUAUAUGUA